Molecule: messenger RNA, 1806 nt
Organism: Bicyclus anynana (squinting bush brown)
Lineage: Eukaryota; Metazoa; Arthropoda; Insecta; Lepidoptera; Nymphalidae
Product: WAS/WASL-interacting protein family member 1
Exons: 15
Coding region: 68-1396 (442 amino acids)
Source: RefSeq, a predicted model, not a curated record
UAUUGCAUUAUUUACAGUGAAAUAAUAUGGGAUAGUCAACGGAAGAUGUGAUUUUAGUAUAUAUUAUAUGUUUAUUGUCAUUAUUAACAAUUCUGAUAUGGGUCCUAGUGUAUUUGUUGUGUAUUCAGUGAUAAUACUCAGUGCAUUAGCUACAUCGGAUAAUAAUGAUCAAACAUAUCAGGGAGCUAACCCUUCAGUAGCGACGUCAGAAACACAACCUCAGACAAACUCAACAAAGAAAGCACCAACAGAAACAAAACAAGCUGAUGCAGAAACAACGCCACCAAUAAUACCUCAAAAUGUUUGGAUUUACGUCGCGAUCGGCGCAAGCGUACUGGUCUUACUACUCUGCCAAACGCUGUGCUUCUGUCUGUACUUGCGGAAAAUGCGACUAAAGUCUGCAAAUCCGACACAUUGCAACAUCAAUAACAAUAUGGCGCAUUCAGAAAACACGAAUCCAUACCAGCCCGCGCCUAGCCGGCUGAACACAAUCACAGCAAAGCCUGGAGAACAAAACCACACGUCUUCCUUAUACGAGUACGAGUGUGUCAAAGACGUUACCAACAGACCUGAAAAAAAACCGGAACCUCCUCCUACUUCUACGCUACCGAAGAGACAACGUCCUCCUUUGCCGCUGCCUAAUGAUAUACAAGGACACAAAUCCUCAACUUUGACCGCAUCUGCAACUCAACAGAUGCUGCUACAGCGAGGAAAACAAGUAUCAACAGUACCAAACAAUCCGCCAUUACCCUUCCACCCGCUUCCUCCGAUGCCGUCACGAAGUCCGCAGACCAGACGUCUGCCCACUCCAGUGCGUACACCAGUAUUGAAAAAACGGGAGUCCAUAAGAAACGAUAGAUCCUACAAAAUCUAUGAAUCACUGCCAGAUCUCAGGGAGACUAGAAUUAACCCAAAACCCCCACCCGGCCAUCUUCCAAUGAUGUUCACCCCGCCGACCCCGGUCAUCAGUCAGUCAGUGAACAGGGGGAGAAUACUACAUGAUAGAGACACUGCGUCACCGACCCUGCCAUCCAAACCUCGCAUGCCGCUACCACAAGAAUUAAACCGAUAUGAGCACCGCAAACAUUCAAUCACUUCCUCAUCUUCAUGGAACAUUUCAUCCGCGGUGUCACCAAGUGCUCCGUCUAGUGUAAACAGGCCUAAGAUAUCUAAUGAAAAUCAAUCCGUUUCAAACGAAUUAAUGGAAAAAUUAAAGAGGAGAGCAAACUUAAAUUCGCAAAUCGCCAACACUGCUACCAGAUCGCCAGCGCUACAUAAACCACCGAUUCUGCCGCCACCAAAACUGAUUCCAAAACCAAAAUAUAUGGACGAAUCAUCCGAUGACGACGAAUGGACGAUGGAGGAAAUCCAACCAGUUAAUUUGUAUAACGUGUGACUGUAACAAUACUCGUAAAUAUAUACAUACAUACAAAGAUUUUAUAUCGAUAUGUCACUAGCGUGUCAAAACGAAGGCGAACAAAAGCGGCUAAUUGUCUUAAUUUAAUUGAGUCGCAUACGAAAGGUAUUUAAACAAAUGAUACCUAAAUACUGUAUACGACGUCGAGUUGUGUGUACAGAGACUUUAAAAGCUAUAUACAUAAUUGUAUAAAGAAAUUAAAAACAGAAAUUUGUAGCUAAAUUCAGAUCACUUUUUGCGGUGAUUUUGUAGGCACGUAACAUAUCUAUAGUAUAAAAUAUCGUUGCGUACAUCACAUAACGUCUCGAUAUCGGAAGUCUCGUUGUUUUCGCAUGUUCUUGUAGAAAAAUAUAUAAUUAUGUAAAAUAAAAGACUUUUAUAGAUUAGAA